AUGGCUCCGAAGAAGGGAAAAGGAGAUGAUGCACCAAAGCCACCACCGCUGAUUGGAAGGUUCGGCACCUCAUUGAAAAUAGGAAUUGUCGGCUUGCCCAAUGUUGGGAAGUCAACCUUUUUCAACGUGCUGACAAAGAGUCAGGCUGCAGCUGAAAAUUUCCCCUUCUGCACCAUUGACCCAAAUGAAAGCAGAGUGCCCAUUCCAGAUGAACGCUAUGAUUUCCUUUGCCAGUUCCACAAACCUGCCAGCAAAAUCCCAGCAUUUCUUAAUGUUGUAGACAUUGCUGGCCUGGUGAAAGGUGCUCAUGCUGGCCAAGGCCUGGGAAAUGCCUUCCUCUCCCAUAUCAGCGCCUGUGACGGCAUCUUCCACAUGACACGUGUUUUUGAGGAUGAGGAUAUCAUCCAUGUUGAGGGGACAGUGGACCCAGUGAGGGAUAUGGAGAUCAUCCAUGAGGAGCUGAGGCUAAAGGAUGAAGAGAUGAUCGGCCCUGCUAUUGACAAGCUGGAGAAGACGGCGAUUAGAGGCGGUGACAAGAAACUCAAACCAGAAUAUGACGUAAUGUGCAAAAUCAAGAGCUGGGUAGUGGAUGAAAAGAAACAUGUCCGCUACUAUCACGACUGGAACGACAAGGAGAUCGAAGUGUUGAACAAAUACUUGUUUUUGACAUCUAAACCAAUGAUUUACCUUGUUAACCUCUCUGAGAGAGACUACAUCAGGAAAAAGAACAAAUGGUUGGUGAAAAUCAAGGAGUGGGUGGACAGUCACGACCCCGGGGCCUUGGUCAUCCCCUUCAGCGGUGGCCUGGAGAGCCAGCUACAGGACAAGAGUGAAGAGGAGAGACAGAUGUACUGCACGGAGCAGAAGACGCAGAGCGCCCUGAGCAAGAUCAUCAAGGCAGGCUACGCAGCCCUGAAGCUGGAGUACUUCUUCACUGCUGGACCAGAUGAGGUCCGUGCAUGGACCAUUCGGAAAGGAACUAAGGCUCCACAGGCUGCGGGGAAGAUCCACACAGACUUUGAGAAGGGCUUCAUUAUGGCGGAAGUAAUGAAAUUCCAGGAUUUUAAAGAGGAAGGCAGCGAGAGCGCUGUCAAGGCAGCUGGGAAGUACAGACAACAGGGAAGAAACUACAUUGUUGAGGAUGGAGACAUCAUCUUUUUCAAAUUUAACACACCAAAUGCCCCAAAGAAAAAGUGA
Xiphias gladius (swordfish) is the source of this 1197-nucleotide messenger RNA. Its product is annotated as obg-like ATPase 1. NCBI's taxonomy places the organism in Eukaryota, Metazoa, Chordata, Actinopteri, Istiophoriformes, Xiphiidae. Gene Ontology annotation, cellular component: cytoplasm. The coding region runs from base 1 to 1197 and encodes 398 amino acids. Gene Ontology annotation, molecular function: GTP binding; ATP binding; ATP hydrolysis activity. The transcript is spliced from 11 exons. The record is from RefSeq and is a predicted model, not a curated record.